Molecule: messenger RNA, 996 nt
Organism: Porites evermanni
Lineage: Eukaryota; Metazoa; Cnidaria; Anthozoa; Scleractinia; Poritidae
Source: the annotation of a GenBank genome assembly
AUGGCUAAUAGUUUUACAAGAAAAGGCUGGCCGCGCUUGGACCAAAGAAGAGUACCAUCGAACGGAGAGAAAUCCACCGGUGAACAACAAUGGGCUGCGCAGAGCGCCGGUGAUGGUGGAACUGUUACAAUCCCAAAGCUGCCUCAGAUAAACGUGUGUUCUCUUGUGGAAACUAAAGUGAAGUCAGAUUUUCAAAACACAGAAGCAAAUCACCUAAAGGCAUUUGAUCCUUCUCCGACAAUCUGCAAGAAAAGCUUACCUAGUCGUCUGCAACGUAUUUCAGAUUCAAAAAUCCCGUUUGGAAGGAUAAAGAAACCGGAAAGCCGAGACCAAGAGAAAAUGGCAAAUCUUAGCGCUGUUACAGGCCGAACUGAUGAUAAUUCCAUCCUUGAAACUCAUCACCAGGAUGGGCAGCUUCAUUUCAUAAACCAAGGGAAAGCUAAAAUUGCACCGGUCGCGACAAGUGCAUCUCAAAGAUCAGUAUUUUCAAUACAUUGGCAAAUCAAAGCAGGAAGGAAAUACAAAAUUCAAGAUAGCCAGAUGUCCUACGAAGAGUUGCUCGUACUUGAUGAAAAAAUGGAUAAAAUGAGCGAUUUUACAUCAACGGAAAGGGAAUUGCACCUAAAGGAUUUUUAUGGGAGAAAAAUCAACCCAAGUCACAGAAGAAAGCCUGAAAACAACGAUAUAACGGCUUAUAUUCCGUGGUUUGCGUUUCAAAAAGAUGAGCAAAACAACAGUGGCAUUGAACGCAGAUCCUUAGCAAACAAUACUGAAAAUAAACAGGUCUUAAACAGGGAAACAAGGGCUCGAGUUGAAGGGCGUUUUCUCGAAGCUUUAGAUCUCCAUUUCUAUCAUUAUUACCUUAGAGUUCGUCCCGGAAGAAGAUUGGCAAUUUGCGACGAAAUCGAGCGAAGAAUCUUCAUUGACAACGUCUCGCUGUCGUGGUACAGGGAUAACCUACGCCUUCGAGAAAUUUUGGAUUCAUGGAUGCUAUAA